Molecule: messenger RNA, 898 nt
Organism: Diceros bicornis minor
Lineage: Eukaryota; Metazoa; Chordata; Mammalia; Perissodactyla; Rhinocerotidae
Gene: FITM1
Product: fat storage inducing transmembrane protein 1
Exons: 2
Coding region: 1-879 (292 amino acids)
Biological process (GO): phospholipid biosynthetic process; lipid droplet organization; lipid storage
Cellular component (GO): endoplasmic reticulum membrane
Source: RefSeq, a predicted model, not a curated record
AUGGAGCGGGGGCCGGUGGUGGGGGCAGGGCCGGGGACCAGGGCCCGAAUCCGGGCAGUGCUGGGCUGCCUGGUCCAGGUGCUGCUCUGGGUGGCCUCUGCUUUGCUGUACUUUGGAAGUGAACAAGCUGCUCGCCUCCUGGGCAGCCCCUGCUUGCGGCGCCUCUACCACGCCUGGUUGGCAGCAGUGGUCAUCUUUGGGCCCCUUCUGCAGUUCCAUGUCAACCCUCGGACUAUCUUCGCCAGCCACGGCAACUUCUUCAACAUAAAGUUUGUGAAUUCAGCCUGGGGCUGGACAUGCACCUUCCUGGGGGGCUUCGUGUUGCUGGUGGUGUUCCUGGCUACAAGGCGUGUGACAGUGACUGCCCGGCACCUGAGCCGGCUGGUGGUGGGGGCAGCUGUGUGGCGGGGGGCCGGCAGGGCCUUCCUGCUCAUUGAGGACCUGACAGGCUCCUGCUUCGAGCCUCUGCCCCAGGGCCUGCUGCUCCAUGAGCUGCCUGACCGGCGCAGCUGCCUGGCGGCCGGCCACCAGUGGCGGGGCUACACGGUCUCCUCCCACACCUUCCUGCUCACCUUCUGCUGCCUGCUCAUGGCCGAGGAAGCAGCCGUGUUCGCCAAGUACCUGGCCCACGGGCUGCCAGCCGGCGCACCCCUGCGCCUGGUCUUCCUGCUCAACGUGCUGCUGCUGGGCCUCUGGAACUUCUUGCUGCUCUGUACUGUCAUCUACUUCCACCAGUACACUCACAAGGUGGUGGGUGCCGCCGUGGGCACCUUUGCCUGGUACCUCACCUACGGCAGCUGGUAUCAUCAGCCCUGGUCUCCAGGGAGCCCGGGCCACGGGCUCUUCCCUCGCCCCCACCCCAGCCGCAAGCACAACUGAAAGAAAUAAAAGCACAUCA